UCUCACGCCUCUCUCCGUCGUCCCUUACCGUCUCCUUCGCGAGCUGCUCUCCGGUGUCCAUCCGAGAUCAGCCAUCCCAACCUCGAAGAUUGCCUCCCGCCGUUCUGCUCUCGCGCUCGCGUCGCGCUCGUAGCAGGGCAGUUGUGUAAGCUCGGAAGCUUCGAUUCCAUCGCCGUCCCUCUAGCCGAUACCCAUUUCCGUCGUUCCGUUCUCCGGCUGAAACCCAAUGGAACCCACGUCCUCUUCCGCCGCCCUCCUCCUCUUCGCGGCCGUCGGCUUCCUGGGCGUCGCCGCGUCCACGGCGAAAAUCCACUACGGCGACUUCGACUCCUAUUACGACGAGCACUGCGGCGGCGUGGUCCCCCGGCAGCACAAAAUCGCUUCCGAAUCGGCCAGCUCGUACGCCGUGCUCCUCCAAUUCUACGGCGGGUUCUUCUCGGCCGAUGGUGGCCGGCGGAGGGGGGCGGAGUCCGGCCAUGAUCUGAAGAGGGCGGUGUCGUUCACUCCCAUGGCGAUGCACGGGACCGAGUCCAAGGACGUGAUCAGUCUGCAUGGGGCGCUGGAGUUCGCGGACCCCAAUGUGAGUGCGAUCUUUGGGAAGUCGAAGAACCGGAGAUUGCGCGAAUUUCACGUCCGCGGGCCGAGAAUCCCCGUCAGGCGGGGUACGGUGAAGUUCAGGCUUAAUGGGUACUGGUCUCAAUCUUCAGGUAAGCUUUGCAUGGUCGGAUCUGGCGUGUUUUUCAACCGUAGUUUCCAUGCCGUUUUCAAGCUGAAUUAUCCGAUGAAAUCGAGUAUUAACAGUAGUUUUGUUAGUGGGGUUUUGGAGAGCUUGGACGGUGGUGAUGGUGCUGGUGGUGCAGAUCAUUUUGGACUAUCUUUGAGUAGUGGAAGUGUCGAUUAUGAGUAUAGUUUGAUAGAGAAGAAGGGAGGGAGUGGGUCUUUUGAUAAAUUUGAUGAUGGUGGAGGAGAUAAUUUGUCUAGUGAGAAACUGGGGCAAGGUUUGUGCUUGGCCUUGAAGUGGAAUUUGGCCUUUGACUUGGAAUACAGGAGUGUUUGUCACGGUGGUAAGUGCAACCCUCUUGGCACAGAUGUCGGGUUUUUACCCAAGGCCAUGAGCUUCACUACGAUUCGAUGUUUGGAGGAGGGUAAGACGCAAUUGUUAUUGAAGUUUCAAAAUGUCACCAAUGUUUAUUAUGGCUACUAUAAUUUCGAUCCUAGCACUACCCUAAUCGGUGAAGGAGAAUGGGAUUCGAAGGCCAAUAGGUGGUGUGCUGUUGCUUGCCGAAUCUUGAACCUUUCAAUGUCUUUGACUGAUGCUUUCGCGGGAAAUUGCUUGAUAAAGUUGUGCUGGAGAUUCCCUGUCACUUUUUCUGUUAUAAACCGGUAUCCAGUUGUAGGAUGGAUGUGGAGCAAUGAAACUGUAAAGGAUUCCGGUUAUUUUGAUAAGAUCAAAUUUUGGAGUCACAAUGAUGCAUUACCAGGUGUCAAGUACGAGAAUGGAGUGAAGGGGGCUAGGAAACCUUGUGAGUCAAAGACUGGGAAGCAUAAGGGAAAGACAUAUCCAAAAUCGUACUCAUCGAUUAUGAGAUUUGACAUGUCAAUCAAGUUUACGAAGGGGCAGAUAGCUUUUGGUUAUUCAUCUCCACUAUUUGUGGGUGAUAAACGUUUCAAUUUACCCUUUCAUCCUUAUAUUGACAGUUACAUGCUUAAAGUAAAUCGAACAGAGAAUGCAGUUCAGCUGGACAGCACCCACGGUCCCUUGCAGAACAUCAGUUACACGAUACGCUUCACCCCUCCAGAUACUUUUGAGCUAGCUGUGCCUGUCAAAAGGGACAAUCUUAGUCAAUUUCGUCAGCCAGAACUUCCUCAUGCUGAGCCUGCUUGGGCUUGGGUUCCAUCUUCAGUAACGCCUUCAUCUCAGGGUCCCAAGCAAGCUCAGGCGUUUGACCCUUCUUUGUCUGUGCCUGUCAGAAGGGACGAUCUUAGUAAAUUUCGUCAGUCGGAACUUCCUCUUGCUGAGCCUGCUCUGGCUCUGACUCCGCCUUCAUCUCAGGCUCCCAUCCAAGCUCCGGCGUUUGACCCUUCUUUGUGUGCUCCGGAGAUUGUAAUGUACAAAAAUUGGUUGCAGGAUUAUGCGCUGAAGAUGAUGGUGCAUUUACCUAUUUAUGAUACAAGGAAUGAAGGAUCUCAACAUGCACCGAGAUAUAGGUCAACAGUAUUCAUAGAUGGGAAAAGCUUCACAUCUCCCAACACAUUUUCCCGAAAAAGGGAAGCUGAGCAAAAUGUUGCUAAAAUUGCAUUGGACUUAUGUUCACUAAAGAUGGAGGAUGAAGGCUCUCCUCUCAUCCCUGAGGUUUGA
Messenger RNA from Eucalyptus grandis, 2359 nucleotides. RefSeq lists its product as uncharacterized. The record is from RefSeq and is a predicted model, not a curated record. NCBI's taxonomy places the organism in Eukaryota, Viridiplantae, Streptophyta, Magnoliopsida, Myrtales, Myrtaceae. Gene Ontology annotation, cellular component: intracellular membrane-bounded organelle.